CCAUGCGUUCCCCAUGUGAGGUUUGGCGUCAACGCGCUGUUGAGGCAGAAAGUGUAAAUUAAUGAAUUAUUUGUAAUUCUUCUUCUAAAAGCUUGGAAUAUUUUUCCAUAAAAAUGCAGAAAAAUAAGGAAUCAACGUUAACUGAAGCUCAGGAUCACGAGAGUGAAGCUCAGAGUUCCUCUCAGAAUUUAAAGGUAGGAGAGGAGAAGAAGAAUGGCAAAGAGUCUAAGGGCCCUAAACGAAAAGCAAAGAGCAAAGAGUCAGAUGAUGGAGUCUUACGGCCACUCAAGCUUUCAAAACAGGAGCUGUACAAGGCCCCCACUGUGGAAGAGCUCAACCAGCUUAAAGAAACAGAAAAUCUGUUCCACUGCAGUUUAUUGAAAAUGCAGAUGGAGGAGCUGCUGAGGGAAGUGGCCCUAAGCGAGCACAGGAAGAAUCUAGUGGACUCUUUCGUGCAGCAGGUCACAGAUCUCCUGCAGUCUGUGCCCGAAUCUGAAGUUGUGGAGUUGGAAGAUCUUUCAUGGUUGUCAGGCAUUGAAAUUCCAUUCCUCCUCGUUCCGAAAGUAGCAAAAGGCAAAUUUCACAUGGAGCCUCCUGCAUCAGUCAACCUGGUGGGCAGUUAUCCAUUAGGCACUUGUAUCAAACCUCGAGUUGCGGUCGAUUUGGCUGUCACCAUUCCAGCUUCUAUUUUACAUCCAAUGGAUGCCAUUAACCAGAGGUACCCUCGGAAGAGAGCACUAUAUCUGGCUGGCCUGGCGCAGCACCUCUCCUCCACAAAGUCUGUGGGAUCACUGCGCUACACUUGUCUCCACGGCAACCGUCUUCGCCCACUCCUGCUAAUCAAACCCCCAGGUAAAGACAGCAGCAGCGUCACAUUGCGGAUUCAUGUCGUUCCCCCUCCAGACUUCCUCAAACCCAGUCAAUUUCGUCCUCAGAAAAACAGUGUCAGGACUGAGUGGUUCACUGGUGUUGCCAGUAUAAAGCAAGCAGAGAUCAGUGAGCCCCCUACUCCUCAUUAUAACAGCACAGUUCUUGGAGAUCAUCUGCCCCUCUCACAUCUGCAGUACCUCUCGGCCAUCAGUACACAGUGUCCUGCUUUUGGAGAUGGUGUGGCUCUCCUCAAAGUGUGGUUGAGACAGAGAGAACUGGACCAGGGUGCUGGAUGUUUCUGUGGUUUUCAUGCCUCUAUGUUAAUGGCUUAUCUUGUGUCCACACACAAAGUGGGCAAAACCAUGAAUGCCUACCAGCUGUUCAGGAAUGCCCUGCACUUCUUGGCUUCCACAGAUCUGACUGAGAACGGUAUUACCUUGGCUAAAAACCCAGACUCCAAAGCGCCCCCACUGCUUGAGUUCCAUGCAGCUUUUUCUGUGGUUUUUGUGGACCCCUCUGGACACCUCAAUCUAUGUGCUGACAUGACAGAUUUUACCUACAAACAGAUUCAACAUGAGGCAUCACUCUCGCUGAAGUUCUGGGAUGAUCCGACAGUAGAUGGCUUCCAGGCUCUGCUUAUGAUGCCCAAACCCAUGAUCAGAGCAUAUGAUAAUGUGUUUCAACUGGAUGAGCUAGUGAAAUUGCAGGCCUCCUGUAAGAAACUUUCAUUGCUCAAUGAGCUCAUGGACCAAAGUGGGAACUACGUCCUUACUGCGCUUCCUUUCAUUCUGUCCCUUUUGCAACGAGGUCUUGGAGAAAGGAUCCGUCUACUGGCACACUCGCUCCCUCGAGACCCUGAGUGGACAGUGGACAGUGCACCUCCUAAACAUAAGGACCAGUCGCCAUUGAGUAUUGGUUUGCUGCUUAAUCUCGAGCAGGCUCUUUCUGUUCUUGAGAGAGGACCACCAGCAGAUAACCCCAAGGCAGCAGAGUUCAGGCAGCUAUGGGGCUCUCGCUCAGAGUUGCGACGUUUCCAGGAUGGAGCUAUCACAGAAGCAGUGCUGUGGUCCGGCAGCUCCACCUUUGAGAGGAGACUUGUCUUACUGGAAAUCAUCACAUACCUGCUACAACUUCAUGCAGACAUUCCUGAAUCAUGUGUGAGGUUUGUUGGUGGACAGCUGGAUACGGUCAUCAAAGUUGGCAAAGAGAUCUCUAGUACAGGAGAGGAGGAGAGUCUGAAGGUGGUUCAGGCCUAUGAUGAUCUGAGCAGGAAGCUCUGGCAGUUGGAGGGUCUGCCACUGUCGAUUACGUCAGUCCAGGGAGCCCACCAAGCCUUAAGAUACACACAGGUUUUCCCCCCAGUUCCAGUGAAGCUGGCCUAUUCAUUUUUUGACAGAGAGAAGAACCGCCUCGGAUUAGUGCCAAAGGACGACAAACCCUGCCCUAUUUACAUCACUCCCAUUAAAAUCAUUGUUCAUAUGGAGGGCAGUGGAAAAUGGCCCAAUGACCGCCUGGCGAUACGGCACAUUAAAGCAGCUUUUCACAUCUGUUUGGGCGAGUUGCUUAACAAGCACCACAAAUACAGAUGUCAUGCCAAAUCCUCCUACCUGGAUGUUUGGAAGGAUGGAUUAGCCUUCCGGAUCCAGGUGGCAUAUCACAGAGAACCACAGAUCCUGAGGGAGAGUCUGACCCCUGAAGGAAUGCUUAUCUAUAGGGACAACCCUGAGGCUCAGGCCCUGGAGCUGGAGACCCAGCACAAACCUUUCCUAACCAGCACCCUGCAUGGGCUACAACAGCAGUAUGCGUGUUUUGGUGCUGUGUGUCGUCUGGCUAAACGCUGGCUGGCAUCUCAAUUCCUGUUGGAGGAUAUCAGAGAUGAAGCAGCUGACCUAAUGGUGGCUUCACUUUUCCUACAUCCUGCUCCCUUCUCUCCACCAUGCUCUCCUCAGGUGGGGUUCCUUCGCUUCCUCCAUUUGUUGUCCACUUUUGACUGGAAAAACAGUCCACUGAUCGUCAACCUUAAUGGGAAACUCACAGCCUCUGAAUACACAGAGAUAAAGAAUGACUUUGUAGCCUCUAGAGAAUCCCUUUCUACCAUGUUCAUUGUCACUCCGAAUGACAAAGUCUCUGUGUGGACUAAAGAGGCCCCUUCAGUGCAGAUCCUCCAGCGUGCUGUCAUGUUGGCAGCAGAAAGUCUGCGUGUUUUAGAGGCUCAGCUUGUUGACGCCAGCCAAAAACAAGACAUCUGGGUGGUAUUUCGACCUCCUCUUGAGGUUUACGAUGUUCUGAUCCACCUCAUUCCAAAGCAGGUGCCUCUGUUAGCUAAAGCAGUGGACCCUCCUCAUGCCAUCUUUUAUCAAGGCACCUUAAGUGGUGACAUAUCCACCUCAGGGGGAGCUUUGCCAGUCAUAGACUAUGAUCCAGUCAGACUGUAUCUGUCUGAACUCCGGGAUGCUUUUGGAGAUCUGGCUCUGUUUUUCUGUGACCCAUUUGGUGGAACAGUGAUUGCAGUGCUGUGGAAGCCAAAGGCCUUUGAGCCUCAACCCUUCAAGACAUCUUUAAUGAAUGCUCGCAGUGUGGAAGUGAAUGAAGAAGUGGCCUCCACUCUACCAAAUGUAGAGGCCAUCUUGCAGGACUUCCGCAUCAUCGGGGAGGGUCUUGUGAAAAAAGUGGAACUAAGGACACAAAAUUAGUUGUCUAGGAUCUGGCAAUAGUUUCUGUGGAAAUAAUACUUCAUCUGGAUAUUCUGUAUGCUGUUUAUUUGUAAAAUGUUUUGACCUCAUAUUGUUUCAAUAAAUGUCUCAACAUCUG
This is a messenger RNA of Xyrauchen texanus (razorback sucker), 3681 nucleotides long. RefSeq names its product nucleolar protein 6 (RNA-associated) (gene nol6). The transcript is spliced from 26 exons. NCBI's taxonomy places the organism in Eukaryota, Metazoa, Chordata, Actinopteri, Cypriniformes, Catostomidae. Bases 114 to 3563 code for a protein of 1149 amino acids. Gene Ontology annotation, cellular component: UTP-C complex; CURI complex; small-subunit processome. Gene Ontology annotation, biological process: tRNA export from nucleus; rRNA processing. The record is from RefSeq and is a predicted model, not a curated record.